CCAACUAAUCUGAUAGGUCAAGUUCAUACGAUGUUUACUUUGUGGCGUUAUUAGCAAAAUGUGAAAAAAAAAUCAGUUUAAUAGCCGCGGUGAAGCGGUUUAUAACAUUAUUAUGAAUUUUAAUAUGUUCCUGUACGUUAUUUUAUUUUUAUUCAGUAGUGUACAGUGUUACAGUGAAGAAGAUCUAGGAUACAGUUUAAAUAUUGGAAAUGCUAUCGAUGUGUUUGCGAACUAUGGUGAUCUAUCCCAAGUCACGCAAGUCAUAUCAGCUGACUACGAGAGCGAAUAUGGGUCGGAUCCCAUAGUUCCGUUCAGCGAGAAAAACAUCAAAGUAUUCAAAAAUGUUACCAGCACAGAAAUCAAAGGUGACGCGGAUGGCAUCACUAACAUAGAACUGUUAAUAUGUGAAACAUUUGAAGAUCUCCUCGAUUCUUACUUUAAGCAUUUCAAAAUUGAAGGAACAGACAAACCCUGGAAAGCGUUCAUGGGAGACUGGAUUCACGAUGAAAUAAUGCGAACAUUCGGUAUAGAAUAUGAUCCCCAACCGGACUGCUGUUUUGUACUAAUAAAACUAACUAAAGUACAUAAAACUGUUAAACUGGGUAAUUUAGAAGGCGUUGCAGUUAAAGAUUACGUUAUGAGAGCUAUAGAAGAAUUGAAUAUGACAGAUACGGCUGAAGUAAGGAGGUUUAUGAAGAGUUAUGGAACGCAUUAUAUAGAUUCCUAUGUGACUGGGAAUGUUAUUUACCAGGUUUUCAAAUACAAGAGGCGUGGUUUCGAUAUGUUGCGUUCAUACAUCGCAAUGCGGAAUGCGGGAAGGGCUAAUAAUGCCAAUCUGCGUUUCUAUUUCUCCUCAUAUUUUCUCAAGCAAGUUGGAGAUAUAAGGGUAGCCAGCGGCAACAAGACAAUAGAAACUUGGGCCAGAAUGAAUCUGCGGGACGUUCAGUACCUAUACUCCAGACCAAGUCUUUUACGACUGAACUACAAUUCAGUUUUAGUCAACAAAUUAAAUAACUUAAUGGACCAAGGGGCUUUAAUAGGCCUUAAUCUUAAGACCUUAAGGCCUUUGUUCAAAGAUAGACGCAAAGCAGAUAGUUACGCUGAAGUAGUAGAAAAUGAUUUGCAACUAUGGGAAGUAAAUGCUUAGUUUAAUUUGUAUGUUUUUAGUCAAUUUAAAAUUAAAUUUUGUGGCAUUUAUGUUGUUUAAGUUAAUGUACCUAAUUGUUUAAUAGCCACUAUUGUUUUCAUUGGGCCGUUCAGAAGUUUAAUUUUUCUACUUUUUUGUGACUUAAAUAUAAAACUUAGUAAUGCGUUCCUUCUCUUAACACUACUUAAAUAAAUACUAUAAUAUGUAAAGAUCUACCUGAACACUGUAAAUACCAGUAUUUCAUUACAAUAAAACAAUAUAAUUA
Helicoverpa zea (corn earworm) is the source of this 1412-nucleotide messenger RNA. Its product is annotated as torso-like protein. NCBI's taxonomy places the organism in Eukaryota, Metazoa, Arthropoda, Insecta, Lepidoptera, Noctuidae. The transcript is spliced from 5 exons. Bases 113 to 1147 code for a protein of 344 amino acids. The record is from RefSeq and is a predicted model, not a curated record.